Messenger RNA from Larimichthys crocea (large yellow croaker), 2791 nucleotides. RefSeq lists its product as uncharacterized. The record is from RefSeq and is a predicted model, not a curated record. Lineage: Eukaryota; Metazoa; Chordata; Actinopteri; Sciaenidae. The coding region runs from base 397 to 2418 and encodes 673 amino acids. The transcript has 2 exons.
ACUACUAAAUUAGUUGUCGACGAUUUUGUUCGUCGACAUUAUCGUGACUAAUCGACUAAUCGUAGCAGCCCUAGUUCAGUUACUUAUCCAAACAGAGGGGUUCAUUUAAUUUAAUUGGUCUUUAAUUAGUCUUUGUGUAACAUUGGUUUGCUCGCUCUGCCUAGUUACGGUUGCUAAGUAGCCACUGGACAACCGUUGCUAUGGGCGGGCCUUCAUUUGUUUUGAUGUAGAAAUGCCUUGGAAUUGGAAUGUCGUGACAUCACUCAAAGAUUAAAGGCCAAAGUUUUGCUCAGGGUAUAAAUAGGACAGGAAUCCAGAAGGUUUUACUUUCGUUGGUAUUUUUCGGAAAACUUCCACGAUACAUUGAAGAGUCCACAGAGACCACAAACUUACACUAUGAGUUCAGAAAAUAACGAUAGGAUGGAUCAGGAGCCUCCACAGGUCACAGCAGAGACCCUUCGGCCACUUGUGGACUUGUUCCUGGACCAGCUGAUGGCCACACAGUGGGGUAAAGACAAAGCUCACUCGGUAGAUGACAAAACCAAAGCUGCCCUAACAGACAUAUGUGUGGACAUAGUUAAUGCUAUGUCUAAAGUCAUUUUUGAGGCAUUUCUGCAAAAUCGCCUCGCACACACAAAGACCAAGACUCCACCAGAAAGUCCAGAAAUGAUUUCUGAGGAAGAAGUCCAGGAGUACCUGGGGAACUCCAUCGAUGACGCUUUUGUGACCGUGACUGGCAGCCCAGUGCCCAGAGAAAGUGCAAAAAGACUGACGGACCUGGUGACCAAAAAGAUUACAGAGAGGAUCAACUCACAGCUCACCCGUACCCUGCAGAUCAUGGUGAAACCUGUGGGCAGCAUGCUUAAAAGCUGCAAAGCAAAGAUGUCACGUGUGACUGUUGAUGCAUGGAGUCCAGAUACGGCAGCUGAGAGCACAAGUCCUGCAGAGCGGGAGGAGACUCCAGUCUUUCCGAUAGGACCAGAAGACCGUUGUUCAGUAGGAAGCUUCAUUGAUACGACCACCGAAGCUGUAAAACAGAUCCUACUGGAACAUGUGAGUGACCCUGAAGUGCAAUCUAAUUCUGACAUUUCAGAAGAGGAACGUCUGCAGAUUAUCAACAGCAUUAACGAAGACACAGAUGAAGCAGCGAGUGAAAUUGCUCACUACAUUUGGACCAACAGGAAGGAGUUUGGACUGAAUAACGAUGGCACACCAAGACCAGAGGCCCAGUCCAGCAGGUUAAACUGCUGGAACGUCGUGGCAAACAAGAUCAAAAGCCUUUUUGCCCGCAAGUUUGCCAAGGAGGCCAUCGCCAGCUUCAUCGUGAAGCUGAGGACAAAACUGAACUGCAAGGAGGCAUCACUGGAUGUCCUGAUUCCAGCAGCAGACAAAGUGGUGCAGGACAUGAUCCCAGAAAACCCUGAUGAGUGUACCUACAAAACCAUGGCCACCUGCAUCAACAACGGCCAACAUGAAGUGCAUUCUCAGCAGCUGGGGCACAUCAUAUUUGAGAAUAUUCAAAGUGACCCUGGAGCCAGGAAGGUAAAUCAUGUCACGAUACAAAAUGAGGUAGACAAGUUCAUGAAGAUGACGUGUAACUGGCUCAACCAGCAGAGACAGAAACUGACCAAGAAGAACAACAGCGUGGAUGAUAGUCUGAGGAAGAUUCGGGGAGCGCUGGAACUUCCAGAGCUCCCAGAGGACAUCGUGACACCUGUGGAAUCAGCAGCACCUUCCUCCCCUGCUGAGUCAGGUGUCAGUGGUGAUGAAGACAUCUCUACCACACCUGUAACUGAGUUAAGACCACCAUCCAUAACCGAUGAGCCAAUUGUCAGCGAUGAAGGUAACUCUGUCACACCUGUGUGUGAUAGAUCGCCAUCCAUCGCUGAUGAAGAAGAUGAAAACUUAUCACCCAAGUUUGAGUCCGCAACACCCAGAGUCACUGAUGAGCCAGCUCUCAGUGACAGAAGUGAGCCAGCUGAACCUGCAGAACUGAUCUAUGUGAAGAUCGCGGCGGCGGUGGUACACCAGUGCCUGAAGAAGGCACCGUUUUCAGUGUCUUAUGAUGAAAAGAAGAAGAUCAUUUUAACUCUGAAAGACAUGCUGUGCACAGGCGGUGUAGACUUUAAAUCUAUCCAGCCAGCAGGACACCAGGUAGAGAAGACAGCCAGGGCCGUGCACAAGGAUCUGUGUGCAGCCAUGAAAUCCAGCAAAAGCAUGGUGGCGCUCGGCCUGCUGUCAAAGGACUCACUUGUUUACGAGUCUGUUAUCGAGACUCUGAAAAGACAGCUGGAAAAGCCCCAAAAGACCGGCAUUAAGAGGUUGUUCACCUCACUUUUCAACACAGUGACCAAGCCAUUCAAUGGAAAAAAAACAGUUGCAAGUCCGCCUUCGUGUUCAACACUUUGGUUCUUGUAACUGUAAGGUCACGGUGUUGCUGUGGUUUUCUCCGAGUGCUUCGGUUUCUCCACUAAAAAAAAAAAACAUCAAAGUAACAUCAAAAUAACCAACCUGGACAUGACUCACAACAACAGGCCCCAAAGAUCUGCAGACUCUUUAGUCGUCACUGUGCCUUCCCAGCGAUGAGGUUAUGGUUCAGUUCUGGACCUUGUCCUCUUUGCUGUGAAGAGUUUACAGCGUUCACGGUGAAAAGAAGAAAAAAAAGUUGAGCACACUGUACUACCUGCCUCACGUAGUGAGUGAGUGUUCAACCAGCAUAUGAUGCAGUUCUACGGGUCCCAUAGGUCUGCACAGAUUAGGUUAUAAAUCCUAAAAAAAAUAAACAAACAAA